AUGAUUGAGGUUCAGGCCAAUGAUCGUCUAGGCAAGAAAAUCAAAGUCAAGUGCUUGCCCGAAGACACAGUAGGCGACCUCAAAAAGAUAUUGUCGCUUCAGCUUGGUACGGCUCCUGAUAAGCUUGUAUUAAAGAAAGGGUACCAGGUUUACAAAGACCACAUCAGUCUCGAAGACUACGAGAUCCACGACGGUUUUAACUUUGAAUUGUAUUACGGGUAG
Meyerozyma guilliermondii ATCC 6260 is the source of this 222-nucleotide messenger RNA. RefSeq names its product ubiquitin-like protein. Gene Ontology annotation, cellular component: nucleus; cytoplasm. The record is from RefSeq and is a predicted model, not a curated record. The coding region runs from base 1 to 222 and encodes 73 amino acids. NCBI's taxonomy places the organism in Eukaryota, Fungi, Ascomycota, Pichiomycetes, Serinales, Debaryomycetaceae. The transcript has a single exon. Gene Ontology annotation, molecular function: protein tag activity; protein binding. Gene Ontology annotation, biological process: mRNA splicing, via spliceosome; protein modification process.